CGCGAUAAAUAUUCAGACCCUCCCCUGUUGACUCUCCAGCACCCUCUGCAUUCUACGCAAGAGACCGCCGAAUACCUGACAAUGGCUCUCUGUGCGGAUCCUGAGGGGUGGGGUGUCAUUUCGCCAGUUUACUACAACUUCACAGUAUGCUUCUCGGACACGGUCUUCCCUCUCGUCCUCGGGCUGGGACUUAUCUCCCUUGCGCCGUUUGAUCUCCGCGCCAUCGAGAGGUCUCCAGAGGUGCACAUUCGAAAGAGUGUGCGCUUCUACGGCGUUGCUGUCUUGCUAGCGAUUAUCGCAUUCAUGCAGCUCAUCUAUGUCUUUGCUCUAAGAACACUCGCCGGCAGCUGGAUCGACAUCCGGAUCUGGUCGGCGUCUAUCUAUCUUGCCUCUGUCGUUCUCGCAGGGUACAUCCAGUACAGAGAAUACUAUCGGGCUAGGAUCUCAAGCGGCACUGUGCUUUUCUUUUGGCUUUUUAGUGCGCUCACGGAGUUUGCGCGGUUGUAUGGCAUGGUCCAGCGACGCGUGUGGGUCAGAAACGAGACUAUCUUUGUCUCGCUGCUGCUCUCCUUCAUCUCUGCCGUCGCCCUGCUUUUAGUGGUCACGCUCGUGCCGAAACCUAUGUCGCAGUACGAAACUCUCGCAGACGAAACCGACAACUCGCCAGUCGGCAAGGCUGACAUUUUCUCUCGCCUCACGUUCUCCUACCUUACCGAACUAAUAUACCGCGGCUAUAACGACUAUCUCACCGAGGACGACCUCCCGGACCUGCCAAAAGCGAACCGCACCGAUCAGUCCCGCAUCGACUUUGAAAAGUCGUGGAAGGAGGAGAAGAAAGCGCCGCAGCCGUCGCUGGCUCGAACUCUGGUGGAAUGCUUUGGGCUGCAGUAUCUCGUUGGCGUAUCCUUCAAACUUACGGCAGACGUGCUGUCGAUCAUGCAGCCGACCUUGCUUCGUCGACUGAUCCUCUUCGUCAACUCGUACAACGACGACGAGCCCGUGCCGCUCUCGGGAGGAAUCUUGAUUGCGAUCGGGAUGUUCACGUGCUCGUUCGGACAGGUGCUGUUUCAGCAGCAGUAUCUCUUGAACGCGUUCAAUACGUCUAUGAAUAUCAAGUCGGCGCUGCUGGCGCUGAUUUACCGAAAAGCAAUGUAUUUGUCAAACGACGGGCGGCAGGCAAAGUCGACUGGCGAUAUUGUGAAUCUCAUGAGCGUCGAUGUAGCGCGCUUGCAAGAUAUCGCGCAGUCGUUCCACGCGCUCUGGUCUGGACCGUUUCAGAUCAUUCUCUGCCUUUACAAUCUGCACUCACUGGUCGGGAACAGUAUGUGGGCCGGCGUUGCGGUCACGCUUGUGACAAUGUCGCUCAACGCAUUCAUUGCCAGAAGACUCCGGGCACUGCAGAAGCGUCAGAUGAAGGUCAAAGACAAACGCGCUCGUCUCACGGGUGAGAUUCUGGUCUCAAUCAAGUCCAUUAAACUUUAUGCCUGGGAAGAGUCCUUCAUCGAGCGACUCAGUGAGAUCCGAAACAACCAGGAGCUCAUGAAUCUCCGCACGCGAGGAAUGUACAACGCCGUCUCGAACUUCAUCGGCUCGUGCGCCCCGUUCAUCGUGUCGUGCUCGACCUUUGCGGUGUUUGUUUGGACCUCGGGAAAGCCGCUGUCGACCGACCUUGUCUUUCCGUCGCUGACACUCUUCAUCAUGCUUUCGAAUCCAUUGACGCUGAUCCCGCAGGUUCUCACGCAGCUUAUCGAGGCUAUGGUGUCUAACGGCCGCCUGCGUGAGUUUCUGUUGACGUCUGAGCUCCAGCAAGAUGCAGUUAAGCAUCUUGACGCCGCGACCUCGCCAGGACAGACCGCUGCCGAGAUCAAGAACGGCACGUUUCAAUGGGACGAGGCGGGGAGACACCCGCUCGCGCUCGAAAACGUAUCGUUCCAGGUUUCGGCCGGUCAACUUGCGUGUGUCGUCGGACGCGUGGGCGAUGGCAAGUCAGCGCUGCUGCAAGCUCUCCUCGGCGAUCUGUACAAGAAAGCAGGCUCGGUGACUGUGCGCGGACACGUCGCGUACUGCUCGCAGGUGCCGUGGAUCAUGAACGCGACGGUGAAAGACAAUAUUCUGUUCGGCAAGAAGUUCGAGGCCGAUUUCUACGAAAAGACAGUGCGUGCCUGUGCGCUUGUCGAGGAUCUGACUACGCUGCCUGAUGGCGACGAGACUAUUGUCGGCGAAAAGGGAAUCAGUCUUUCCGGAGGCCAGAAAGCGCGGUUGGCGCUCGCGCGGGCUGUCUACGCUCGAGCGGAUGUUUACAUUCUGGACGAUCCGCUGAGUGCGGUGGAUCAGCACGUCGGUCGGCAUCUGAUUGAUAACGUGCUCGGACCGACGGGCUUGCUUGCGUCGCGGACUAAGAUCUUGGCUACGAACGCGAUCGCGGUGUUGACGCAGGCGGACAGUAUCACGAUGCUGCGAAAGGGUCGCGUUAUCGAGACGGGGCUGUAUCGGGAUGUGAUGGGGACCGAUAGCGAGAUUAAAAAGCUGAUUGAUGAGUUUGGUCUGGAGCGAACUGAGGAGCUGCCGGAGGAGACUGCGAGUAAGCAGCAGAUUGAAAAGUCAGAUCCACUGGCAAGCGAUAGCGAGGUUGAAGAAGAAGAGAUUGAGGAGUUUUACGCCGGUGGCGGGCCGUUGGUGGUUGGUAUGCCGCUGCGGAGAGCGAGUACCGCGAGUUUCAGGAAGCCAGAUUUAAUGGACGAGCUUCCGAACCGGCGAUCAAGACAAGAGGCCGAGCAUGCUGAGAAAGGACAGGUCAAGUUUGGGGUGUACAAGGAGUACAUCAAGGCCGCGAACUUGAGGGCGGUGAUUGUGUAUCUGCUCUUGCUGGUUGCAUCGAACUGCUUGUCUGUCGGAGGAAACGUAUGGCUCAAGCACUGGUCGGAGGUGAAUACCCGGUUUGGCGGUAAUCCGCAGACGACAAAGUAUUUGAGCGUGUACCUGUUCUUUGGCGUCACGGCCGCGUUGCUGACGCUGAUCUACACGCUCGUGCUGUGGAUCUUUUGCACGAUCCGCGCCGCGCGCACGUUGCACGACCGCAUGCUUCUCCGCGUGAUCCGCUCGCCAAUGUCGUUUUUCGACACGACCCCCGUCGGCCGCGUGAUCAACCGGUUCACGGCCGACAUCAGUCGCAUAGACGAGGUGCUCGCGCGGGUGUUUUCGAAUUUCUUUACAAACAGCUUGAAAGUGUUUUUCGCGCUCUUUGUCGUCUCGUCUGCGAACCCGUCGUUUAUAGUGUUUAUGAUCCCGAUCGCUUGUUUGUAUGUCUAUUACCAGAAACUGUACAUGCGCACGUCGCGCGAACUCAAGCGGUUUGAGUCGAUCUCGCGGUCGCCGAUCUAUGCGCACUUCCAAGAAAGUCUGAACGGCGUGAGCACGAUCCGCGCGUUCGAGGAAGUCAGACGGUUCAACCGCACGAACGAGUACCACAUCGACUUCAACAACAAAGCCUACCACCCGUCGAUGAUUGCGCGGCGCUGGCUCGCGAUCCGGAUCGAGUUGCUCGGAAGCACAAUCAUCUUCCUCGCCUCGUUUCUGUCGAUCAUGGCGGUCGCGUACGGGCAUCUUUCGUCGGGACUGGUGGGGCUGACGAUGUCGUAUGCGCUGCAGACGACGCAGUCGAUGAGCACGAUCGUGCGGAUGACGGUCGAGGUCGAGAUCUCGACGGUGUCGGUCGAGCGGAUCUUGGAGUACUGCGAGUUGCCGACCGAGGCGCCGGCCGUGAUUCCGAAUAGUAGACCGCCGGCGAGAUGGCCUAGUGACGGCGUCGUUGCGUUCCAUGACUAUUCGACGCGGUAUCGACCGGGACUUGAUCUGGUGUUGAGAAACAUCAACAUGAGCGUGAACGCCAAAGAAAAGAUCGGGAUAGUAGGCCGCACAGGCGCGGGCAAAUCGUCGCUCACGCUCGCGCUCUUCCGCAUGAUCGAACCAGUCGGCGGCUUCGUGUCGAUCGACAAAGUGAACACGAGCAAAAUCGGCCUGAAAGACCUACGCGAGGGUCUCGCGAUCAUUCCGCAGGACUCGCAGGCGUUCGAGGGUACGGUGCGGGAUAACAUCGAUCCCGGCCGUCGGUUCUCAGACGCGGAGCUGUGGAACGCGCUCGAGCUUAGUCAUUUGAAAGAGCAUGUGAGGGGUAUGGAAGGCGGGUUGCACGCGAUGGUGCUCGAAGCCGGAUCGAAUCUGUCGGUCGGGCAGCGGCAGCUGAUGUCGCUUGCGCGCGCGCUGCUGACGCCGAGUAAGAUUCUUGUGCUGGACGAGGCGACGGCGGCGGUGGACGUGGAGACGGAUCAGAUCGUGCAGGCGACGAUCCGGAAGGAGUUUGCGGACCGGACGAUUUUGACGAUCGCGCAUCGGCUUAAUACCGUGAUUGAUUCGGAUCGGAUCGUGGUGCUGGCGCAGGGGAAGGUGGUGGAGUUUGAUACGCCGGAGAGGUUGUUGAGGGAUAAGAAUGGGAUGUUUUAUUCGUUGUGUAAGCAGGGCGGGUUGGUUGAGUAGGGUGAGCAUCUGCAUGUGUGUAGUAGUGAGAAAUCAGAUUUAUGUACUUAAGCAUAUUCUAUAGUAAAUAGAAUCAAGGAAGAAAAACAAA
Myxozyma melibiosi is the source of this 4624-nucleotide messenger RNA. RefSeq names its product P-loop containing nucleoside triphosphate hydrolase protein. Lineage: Eukaryota; Fungi; Ascomycota; Lipomycetes; Lipomycetales; Lipomycetaceae. Gene Ontology annotation, molecular function: ATP binding; ATP hydrolysis activity; ABC-type transporter activity. The coding region runs from base 82 to 4533 and encodes 1483 amino acids. The transcript is spliced from 3 exons. The record is from RefSeq and is a predicted model, not a curated record. Gene Ontology annotation, cellular component: membrane. Gene Ontology annotation, biological process: transmembrane transport.